UUUACAUUUACUUAGUGAUAAACCCGAAAAGGGCUAUGUAUUUUUUAUUUUGCACUUUUUUUGGCAACAAAAUUUACAGACUUCUUGACCCAGACCACUCCACGCUCAACGUGGUGUAUUAAUCAGCGUUUAAGACUCUACAACUACUUAGUACUUAUCUAAUCUGCAAGUCUUUUAUAUAGUCGUCAUUAUUGUUUACGAUCCCGCCAAGAUUGCAAAGUGAUUUCCACUACAAAAGCCUUUGCAGCAGGCCGAAGAGCCUCUCAGUAGGCACACGACUGCCCCAGUGGUUAAUUCAUAAUCCCAAGCAAUAUUGGAGUACAUUACGGAACGGGAGUAUCCCAGAAUAAGGUCGCCGACAUGACUUUCGAUACCAGCCAGCCGCAGAAGUUGAGUUUAUUUAGUGCGCGCUACCGAUGGCAGAUUAUUGCCACCAUGACGGUGCACAUUAUGACGCUGACUCAUGGCAUUGCCGUGGGAUGGCUGUCGCCGUCUCUCAGGCUACUUGGCUCCGACCAUAGUCCCCUGGGAGAUCCUCUCACCAUCACCGAAGCAUCCUGGGUCGGAUCCCUGAUUGGCCUGGGCUCGAUGACGGGCAACAUUGUAUUUGGACUGCUGAUUGAUCGUUUGGGCCGCAAACUCUGCAUGUACUUCCUGGCCAUACCCAAUAUGAUGUAUUGGAUCCUUAUCUACACCGCCCAAGACGUUACGUAUCUUUAUGCGGGACGCUUUCUGGCCGGGAUGUCGGGCGGUGGCUGCUACGUUGUCUUGCCCAUUUUCAUUGCGGAAAUCGCUGAUAACAGCGUUCGCGGCGCUUUAUCUUCCAUGGCCAUGAUGUACGUUAGCAUGGGCAUGAUGGUGGGCUUUGCCCUGGCCUCGUACCUCUCCUACUAUCUGAUGCCGUGCAUAAUCAUAGCCCUGCCGGUUGUCUUUAUGCUGGCAAUAUUCGGCCUAGCCGAGACGCCACAGUUUCUGCUGAGGCGCGGACAAGACGUGAAGGCCGAGAAGUCCUUCUACUUCUACAAGAAUCUCAGGCCACCCCCAGCCGGCGACAAGGAAUCAUCUCACCAUGACGCGGCCAAAAUCGAGUUCGACACCUUCCGCCUGCAGGUACUCAGCGGCGGUGUCACCGAGAGCAUUACCUGGCGAGAUUUCAUCAAUGCACCCACUCUAAAGAUAUUCGGCCUUAUAUUUGUGCUAAUCGUUUGCAAUCAGCUCUCUGGGAGCUUCGCCAUCUUCAACUACACAUCGCACAUCUUCGCAGAGCUGGGCAACAAGCUGGAUCCCAACACCUCCACCAUUGUCGUAGGCGCUGCCCAGUUGGUGGGGAUCUUAUGUGCUGUGGCCCUAGUGGAUCGCCUGGGUCGUCGUGUCCUGCUGCUUACCUCAAUGGGUGGCAUGGGCCUCGGCGAGUUGGCAAUUGCCCUUUUGAAGACUUUUGCCUCGGAGGAGUUCCUUGACCAGAAUGGCUGGCUGCCGUUGGUCAUCAUGUGCCUGGUGGCCGCCAUUGCCUCGCUUGGUGUCAUAGCCCUCAUCUUUGUCAUCAUCAUCGAACUGCUGCCAGCUAAGAUCCGCUCCAUUGGCACCUCCUUGAGCAUGGCCACCUUCAGUGGAUUCAUUUUCGUGGCCCUAAAGAUCUAUCCCAUAAUGAUCAACGAUCAUGGCCUGGCCGCCACGAUGUUCAUGUCGGCGGGCAUGUGUUUCUUUGGAUUCGUAGUGCUGGGAAUCCUCCUCCCCGAGACCAAAGGCAGGCUACUGACGCACUGAUCACUCAUCUGACAUCAACCCAACUAGGCCCAGCGGCGAAGUCAAAGAGUUGGCCGGGGCCUUUGUUGGGCGGCAAGUCCAUUGAAUAAGCUGGUUAAGAGGAAUCCAUACGCGGCUCCAUGUCAAUAAUUUGUGGCACAAAAGCGGCAACGGCUCAUCCUGAACUCUUGAACCCACAUAAUUCAAUUUCGGAGCUCUGUGGUUUCCUUUGGAACUUUUUUGUACAUAGAAAUUUAAUUUAAUUUGAAUGGAGAAAGUCUUGGGGCUGUGAUCUUGCGAUUGAUAAGCGCGAAAAUUGUAAAUGAAUAGGUCUAAGUAAAUAAUAGCUAUUAUUUGCCUUAAA
Drosophila kikkawai is the source of this 2110-nucleotide messenger RNA. Its product is annotated as facilitated trehalose transporter Tret1. Gene Ontology annotation, molecular function: sugar transmembrane transporter activity. Gene Ontology annotation, biological process: transmembrane transport; carbohydrate transport. Gene Ontology annotation, cellular component: membrane. Lineage: Eukaryota; Metazoa; Arthropoda; Insecta; Diptera; Drosophilidae. The record is from RefSeq and is a predicted model, not a curated record.